Phytophthora sojae is the source of this 1410-nucleotide messenger RNA. RefSeq lists its product as hypothetical. Lineage: Eukaryota; Oomycota; Peronosporomycetes; Peronosporales; Peronosporaceae. The annotation marks the transcript as partial. Gene Ontology annotation, cellular component: WASH complex. The record is from RefSeq and is a predicted model, not a curated record. The transcript has 5 exons.
GAAGACCCGUUUGAGCGCUUCAAGAAGAUGCUCAAGUUCGGCAUCCCUCGCGUGGCGGUGGAAGACAAAAUGCGGAUGGAUGGCAUCAACCCGGCUGGGCUGGACAGCCCCGUUCCUGAAGGACAAGUCUACGUCAAACCGCCGCCUGAGCCGGCCUCAUCUGCUCCCCGGCCGUCGAUAUCGCGCAAGAGAUGGCAUUGGGCCCAAGUGCCAAACGAGAAACGCACUUCGCCACUAGAGGGAGGGUCUACUUGGACUCAACGCAGCGAGAAAGGAGCUGCGGAGCGCAUCUCCGAUGCCAUGAAGACAGAUAUCCUGAGGCAUUAUACCAGUGUGAUCGACCCCGUUGCGACCAACGCCGCCUGUGUCUCCCUGCCGUCGGCCAGUGGAGAUGUGAGUCUCGCUUUGGGGACUCAGGCGCGCUCCCGAAUCGUGAAAAGAGGGGGUGUGCGGAUGAUGAAGGGCCAGAAGAGCCUCAACUUCGAGCUGGCAGUUAGGAGAAUCACAGUGCCGUUCGAGAAAGUCGCCGAAGACCUCGAAGACCUGACUGCAGUUUAUAUCAAGGUCGCCGACAUCAAGACUAUCCUGGCGAUGUGGCCAAGCAUGGCCGAGCAGCUCGUGCUGAACCAGUUGAUAGCAGACAACGCAACGCUGGGACUAAGUGAGCGGUUCUUCGUGGCUGUCCGUGCAGUCCCAAGGGUGAAGGAGAAGCUCGAGUGCCUCCAGUUCAAGCUGGAGUUUUCGUCGCGGGUGUACGAACUGGAGCAACUGGCGCAACGUGUGACGAGGUCUCUGAACCAGCUUCACUCGAGCGACAAAUUCCAGAGACUGAUGUGGGCUCUGCGGGACUUCGGAAACUUCGUCAACGGACACGAGACGGAGGCUCAAAGCUUUUCGCUCGAGUCGCUGCUCUCGUUGAUGACUACGAAGUCGUUCGUCGACCCAACUAUAUCGUUGCUUGAUACGUUUGUGGAGUUCAUUCAGAAUGACAAGGACAACUACCUCCCGGAGUUCUACGAGGAAAUCAACCAGGUGCCUCUGUGCUGCAACGUGUCUGUCAGCGCAAUGCAAGCCGAAAUGAAGCAGCUCCGCGAGGGCCACCGACUCGCGGUAUCGCUAGCUGAAGCGGCUUCAACGACGAGUACUGCCCCAGAGGCAGUCGAGGAAGCAGCUCGGUCGCAGACAGCCUUUGCAAGAUUUGCUAGCGAAGUUGACAGUGAUCUGGGCGCCGUCCAGAAGCUCCUCGACGAGCUGGAACACAGCAAACAGCGCUUCAGUUGCAAGUACGAGGAGAACCAAGAUUGUCCUCUCGAGCAGAACUUCAACACGAUCGCUCGCUUCGUGUCCGAGUUCAAGGCCAGAGCCACCGCGCAUGUAGCCACGUGCACGGUCAUCGAAGAUAAGCACUGA